AUGUCAGCAAGUAACAAUGUGCCGGGAAGUCAGUAUGGCGUGUCCCCCCAGCAGCUCCGCGAGCUCAUGGAGCUCAGGGGCGCCGAUGCUCUACAGCGCCUUCAGGAGGAGUACGAGUCGGUCGAGGGCGUGUGCCAGCGCCUGCGGACCCACUCUACGGAAGGUGUUGCAAAUUCCACCGACGACCUCCUGCGGCGCCGGGAAGUCUUCGGCGCGAACGAAAUCCCUCCGAAGUCACCGAAGUCCUUCCUGAGACUGAUCUGGGAGGCCCUGAAGGACACCACGCUCAUUAUCCUUCAGGUGGCGGCCGUCGUGAGCAUCUGUCUCUCUUUCUUUCACGCAGAGGAUAGUUUUAUGGGUGAGGAGCAGGAGCAGGCGCCCCCGUGGAUCGAGGGCGUGGCCAUCUUAGCGGCAGUCGUCGUGGUCGUCUUCGUAACAGCCUUCAACGACUACAGCUCGCUGUCACAGAUCAAAUACGGGGACAUGCUACCCGCCGACGGCUUGCUCAUCCAAGGGUCAGACCUGAAGGUGGAUGAAUCCUCGCUGACAGGGGAGAGCGACCACGUCACCAAAACACCCGUGACAGACCCCAUGCUCUUCUCAGGUACGACUGUCAUGGAAGGGAGCGGUAGAAUGGUCGUGACGGCAGUGGGGGUGAAUUCCCAGGCUGGCAUCAUCAUGACACUUCUUGGCGCCACAGCCAUUCAGAUCGGCUAUGCGGGUAAGAGUCCUUCGUGUUCUGCGUAUCCACAUGCCCUCACAUACCCACAUAUCCACACCAUCGAAUCCAUAAGACAAGAUUAUAUCUGGGCCUCGUACAGGUUGCCAUGGUUACGAAAGGCUUAUGCAAGCAAGAAAUGCGAAGGUACGACUGUCAUGGAAGGGAGCGGUAGAAUGGUCGUGACGGCAGUGGGGGUGAAUUCCCAGGCUGGUAUCAUCAUGACACUUCUUGGCGCCACAGACAAAGGCAAGGACGGAACGAAAGGCAAAGACAAGGAAAAGAAACAGGAGGAGAAAACGGAAAAAUCUGUUCUUCAACAGAAACUCUCCAGAUUAGCCAUUCAGAUCGGCUAUGCGGGUAAGACCAUCGCAAUCCUGACCAUCAUCAUCCUGGUCGUGAAAUUCAGCGUCAAGACCUACGUGAUGGACGGUCUCCCCUUCAGUAUCCGUCACAUGAACACCUUCGUCCACCACUUCAUCAUCGGCGUCACGGUGCUGGUGGUGGCCGUGCCUGAGGGCCUGCCGCUCGCCGUCACCAUCUCGCUCGCCUUCUCCGUCAGGAAAAUGAUGAAGGACAACAACCUGGUGAGGCACCUGGACGCCUGCGAGACCAUGGGCAACGCGACCACGAUCUGCUCCGACAAGACGGGGACUCUCACGACCAAUCGCAUGACGGUCGUGGCGGCGCACAUCGGGGGCCAGACGUAUAAAACGCUCCCGACCUACGAAGUCCUUCCCGCCAACCUGGCCGAGCUCCUGGUCCUCGGGAUCAGUGUCAACACCAACUACACGUCGAAGGUGGUUCCCUCCGAAGUGCCCGGCGAUCUCCCCAAGCAGAUCGGCAACAAGACCGAGUGCGCGCUGCUGGGUUUCGUGGGCGAGCUGGGCAAGAACUACCAGACGAUUCGCAACCACUACCCGGAAGAGAAGUUCGUCAAGGUGUACACUUUCAACUCGGCGAGGAAGUCCAUGACCACGGUGAUCUCCCUCGGGGUCGGCGGCUUCAGGCUCUUCACCAAAGGGGCGUCGGAGAUCGUGGUGAAGAAAUGCGCUUACGUCCUGAACGAGAAGGGCGAAGUCGAGACGCUCUCCGUCGAAGACCAAAAGAAGAUCGAGGUGGACGUCAUCGAUCGCUUGGCCUCCGAGGGACUGAGGACGAUCGGUCUCGCCUACAAGGACUUCGUGCCCUACCACGCCGAGCUCAGUCAGGUAGAGAUCGGCAGUUCUCCGCCUGACUGGGACGACAUGGACGAAACCGUGACCAAUUUGACCUUACUGGCUAUUUUGGGCGUGGAAGACCCGGUCAGGCCAGAGGUGCCAGAAGCCAUCCACCUGUGCCAGCGCGCGGGCAUCACCGUCCGAAUGGUCACCGGAGACAACAUCAACACAGCGCGUUCGAUCGCCACCAAAUGCGGCAUUCUCGCUCCUAAUGACACCGGCUUCGUCUUAGAUAGCAAGGAGUUUAACCAGAAGAUCCGGGACGAGAAAGGCGAGGUCUCCCAAGAAAUGUUCGACCAGGUGUGGCCUCGUCUCCGCGUGCUGGCCAGGUCGUCGCCGCAGGACAAGUACAUCCUGGUCAAGGGCCUGAUCGCUUCCAAGGCCACGCCCACCAGGCAGGUCGUGGCGGUGACCGGCGACGGAACCAACGACGGGCCGGCGCUCAAAAUGGCGGACGUCGGCUUCGCUAUGGGCAUCACGGGCACAGACGUCGCCAAGGAAGCCUGUGACAUCGUUCUGACAGACGACAAUUUCACCUCUAUCGUCAAGGCUGUCAUGUGGGGAAGAAACGUUUAUGACUCCAUCGCCAAAUUCCUUCAGUUCCAGCUGACUGUCAACGUUGUGGCUGUUACUAUUGCCUUCGUCAGUAUAUGUAUCAUUAGUGAUACGCCGCUGAAGACGGUGCAGAUGCUGUGGGUGAACCUCAUCAUGGACACCCUCGCCUCCCUCGCCCUGGCCACGGAGCCUCCCUCCCGCUCGCUCCUCCACCGCCAGCCGUACGGAAGGACGAAGGCCCUCGUGUCAGGGGUCAUGCUGAGGAACAUCCUGGGUCAGGCGGUGUUCAUGAUCCUCGUCAUCUUCCUGCUGCUCUUUUACGGUCACAUACUGGUCGACAUCGAAGACGGCCUCUACGCAGAACUGGGCGAACCUCCUUCGCAACACUUCACCCUCGUCUUCAACACGUUCGUUAUGAUGACGCUCUUUAACGAGGUCAAUGCCCGGAAGAUCCACGGAGAACAUAACGUAUUCGAAGGCAUUACCAAGAACCCGCUUUUCUAUUGCAUCUGGUUCGUCACAUUCGGUGCUCAGGUCGUGAUCGUCCAGCUGGGGGGCCUCGCCUUCUCCACCUCGGCCCUCAACCUGGAACAGUGGCUCUGGAGUAUUUUCUUCGGAAUCAUGACCCUCUUGUGGAGUCAGGUCGUCAACUCCAUCUUCUCUGCUAUUCACUACGGAAAGGGGAGAAGUCUGCAGGUUGUGUUUAAAUUCUAG
Penaeus indicus is the source of this 3207-nucleotide messenger RNA. Its product is annotated as plasma membrane calcium-transporting ATPase 3-like. NCBI's taxonomy places the organism in Eukaryota, Metazoa, Arthropoda, Malacostraca, Decapoda, Penaeidae. The coding region runs from base 1 to 3207 and encodes 1068 amino acids. The record is from RefSeq and is a predicted model, not a curated record. The transcript is spliced from 21 exons. Gene Ontology annotation, molecular function: ATP hydrolysis activity; ATP binding; P-type calcium transporter activity. Gene Ontology annotation, cellular component: intracellular membrane-bounded organelle; plasma membrane. Gene Ontology annotation, biological process: calcium ion transmembrane transport; regulation of cytosolic calcium ion concentration.